AUGGAUUGUUAAAGAACAUAUUUAAAUGUGAAUUAAAGAAAGAAAAACAAUAAUUAUCCACUUUAUAGAUUAGAUGCUAUUUUUGAACGAUGUGAAGAUGGCUCCAGCAUAGGUUCUAAUCUACAAAAAAGAAUAGGAAUAGACAUAUUUGAAGAUGCUAAUUAAUUAAAGAAAGUAUAAACAAAAUUGGACAUUACAAAUUUGAAGCAAAAUUUUUUUAACAACUCCCAAAACAUAAGCAAUUAAUUUUUUGAAUAAAAAAAAAAUUUGUAACAGAACCUAGAAAUAGAAUGGACCAAUUCUAAUAAAGUUCUAUAGACUAAUUUUAUUAAUACAGAAGAUAUCAAUAUUUUGGAAGUUGAUGAAAUAAAUUAUUUAGAAUUAAAUGCUUCACCAAAAAUAAAGAGAUUUAAAACAAAAUAUUCUUAAAAGAUCAGCAAAGCUAUAAAGAAAUUCAUAAACUGA
Molecule: messenger RNA, 465 nt
Organism: Paramecium pentaurelia
Lineage: Eukaryota; Ciliophora; Oligohymenophorea; Peniculida; Parameciidae
Source: the annotation of a GenBank genome assembly